This is a messenger RNA of Nezara viridula (southern green stink bug), 268 nucleotides long. The record is from the annotation of a GenBank genome assembly. NCBI's taxonomy places the organism in Eukaryota, Metazoa, Arthropoda, Insecta, Hemiptera, Pentatomidae.
UUUUACCCUCUCUUAUUAAACAGACAUUUCUUCAAAUUUGAAAUUAUUAACUGCAAUGUAACACAUUCUAACUUACUAUUUGCUUAUAUUCUAAUUUAAGUUUAUUUUCAGGAUCCAGUUAAUUUUUUGUAACAUGUUUAUGAAUUCUUUCUUUAAAUCUUGCGACAUUUGUACAUUACACCACUCUGUCAAAGGCACCUCCAUGUCAAAAGCAGCAGGAACUCCAUCAGUCAUUGGUGGAUCAAAGGAUCCAGUUAAUUUUUUGUAA